GUGGCGCCGGGGUUCGAGAAAAACCUGCACCUCCUUUUGCUCCGGCAAAGACGCGCAGGAAACAACAACCCAGGACAUCGAGCCAUCCCAAAUGUUCUCUUUUUAGCUGCAGGAAAGCAGUGAUCCUCUUCUGGCACUGCGCUUGCUUGGAUCCUUGACCGGGGCUCGAGCCUUUCAGCACCAUCGACGCACUGCACCACCCACCGCCACGACCUCCGCCGCCGCCCUCACCUCCGCCGCGACGUCGAAAAACGACCUGAGCGCGCGCCUACGAUUACACGUCGAGCAAACAGUCGCUGUGUAGGCGUCGUGAGGCUAGAAAAUUUCUGCUCCAGUGCAGUAGUGAACCGCAACAUGCAGUACGAAGUUCCUAUGCCACUCAGCAUGAACCACGACAUGCACACACCGAACGGAAACUAUCUAGGACAGAAUUUAUACGUUCCCACUGCCAAUCGCAUCAAAUCCGAGAAUGGCUCUGAUCGCGGCGUCUCUCCCCACUCCUCUGAGCAUUCGUCGAGAUACUCGUCGACAGCGCCGCAGAACUCGGUAGCAUAUCAACAGAUUGCUGCACAACUGACCAAUGGCAUGCGAUAUCCGUCACCCUCGAUGCCGCAAUCCAAUUCGAUGCCGAUGCUGCAACAACACUACCAGCCUACUGGGACUCCGGACAGUAACUACCCACAGCACACUCCUACACUUGGCGCCACACAGCAGAGCACGCCACAGGAGCCAAGUCCGAUGGAAGGAGCACGAACGAGUACCGGAAGCAGCGGCCUCCCCAAAGCAUUCGCUUGCUCAACAUGCAAUAAGGGCUUCGCGAGGAGAAGUGACUUGGCGCGUCAUGAGCGUAUCCACAGUGGUGUUAGGCCACACGUGUGCGAUUACGCAGGUUGCGGCAAGCAGUUCAUCCAACGCUCGGCGCUGACAGUCCACUCGCGCGUGCACACUGGCGAGAAGCCCCACAUGUGCGAGCGAUGUGGAAAGCCAUUCUCGGAUAGCAGCUCGCUCGCUCGUCACCGCCGCAUCCACUCUGGCAAGCGACCGUAUAAGUGUCCAUAUGCCGAUUGCCAAAAGACCUUCACUCGCCGCACGACUCUCACGAGACAUCAGAAUCAUCACACGGGUACGAUCGAAGAGUCGGAAGCAGCCACUGCAGCGGCAUUGGCAUCACGCGUAUCUAUGCAGGGCCAGCGCUCGCGAGGUUCGGAUGACGAGAACGACUUCUCUGACAAUGGUAAAUCCCCAUUGCCACAGCCUGAUCGCCAGUCGACGAAUUCUCCGGCUGCCGGCAUGAACAAUAUGCCCACUCUCCAGAGACAGACGUCCGAGUUUUACAUGAACGCCAUAUCUGGUGGCAUGGCAGCUGUGCCUCCCCACAUGCGCAGCCAGGUUCAGGCAUCACCGCGUGCACAGUCGCCUCAACAAUACUCUAUGCCGGGCAACAACGGUACGCCUCAGCCGCGAAUUACCUCGAUUUCGGCCGCAGGCUACAACGGACCCCCUCAGAUUAUGGAACCGCCCACCACGAAUGGCCACCAACAAACCGGUAGUGGCCACAACAGCCCACAUCUCAACGGUUGGCAGUCGCCUCACAAUGGCAUGGGUCCUGGUCAACAUCAGACGACAGACUACUCCUAUCAAGAUGCCAGCGGAUAUCCUUCUCACAGCGUCAAUGCCAUGCACGCGUACUAUCAGGCUCCCAACGUGUCGCGGCCCCACAGUACUGGUCCUGUCGACUACAGUAGCGGACUGCGCCAAGACGUUUGGACUCAACAGCCUUGAAAAGGUGUGCUUCCGUCAUUGGAUAUGGGCCACUUGCUAGCUCUACGCGCAGGUGCCACAUGAGAUGAACACUCGAGCGAGUGCACUCAGCGCACCCAGCGCAACUUGCAUUUCCAUCGCCGGAGGUCCAUGGACCGGCUUGAUACCCAGAUCACUUAUGCUUGCUUUCGGGAGUAGUAAUUUUGCUUGGGGCCCGUUUGGCGUUUCUAUUUAUCUCACACGGAGUUUAUCAUGGGCUGUCUGAUACCCCAUCCCGCCAGAUCAUACCACUCGUCUCCUUUGUUCAAGACCGGCCUUUUAAAGAAGGAGGAAUAACCAGUCACUCUAAUAUGGGAUUGCUUUCUAUUGCGGGCGCCACAAAAAAUGGGAUACCUCGGUCGUGCUGCUUAGCAGAUGCUUGCUCGCCUCUGUUAUGAUGAAUGCACGACUGCGUCUGUAACAUAGGCGGCAGCGGGCGUCGCAUUUGGGGUUCAGAUGGGGAAGGGAGGUCUGGGUAAUUAACAGCAGUGCAGACCAAGGUCGCACGAGCUGAGUACUACAUUAACUGUAAUUUUGGAGGACGGCGCGCGCGCUGUGAGGAUUGGGCGUCGCUUGUCGGAAGAGCAUGGUCAGACGCGAACUCUGUAGCGGUUCUGAUGCACGAAGGAGACUGACGAGCAGGCUUGCUGUCUUCGUCCUCGACCAAAGAUGGGAUCUUAUGUCAACUGUAGUAGUAGUAAUACGUGUGUGUGUGUCGUCGCAUCACCAGAUGGCGCACAAGAAGAGAAAGUGG
Molecule: messenger RNA, 2554 nt
Organism: Sphaerulina musiva SO2202
Lineage: Eukaryota; Fungi; Ascomycota; Dothideomycetes; Mycosphaerellales; Mycosphaerellaceae
Exons: 5
Coding region: 355-1782 (475 amino acids)
Biological process (GO): regulation of transcription by RNA polymerase II
Cellular component (GO): transcription regulator complex; PcG protein complex
Molecular function (GO): DNA-binding transcription factor activity, RNA polymerase II-specific; RNA polymerase II cis-regulatory region sequence-specific DNA binding
Source: RefSeq, a predicted model, not a curated record